Molecule: messenger RNA, 1702 nt
Organism: Chilo suppressalis (striped riceborer)
Lineage: Eukaryota; Metazoa; Arthropoda; Insecta; Lepidoptera; Crambidae
Source: the annotation of a GenBank genome assembly
CAAAUACGUUAUGUCACAUGAUGUGACACUUUCUAUGACAGUGACAGUUAGUCAGCUUCAACGCGCAGGGGCCGGCCCUCGACGAAAAGAAAUUAUAUUCAGAAUGAAUCAAGAGGGCGUACUCGCUUGUUGCGCCGUUUGCAAUAAAGAAACACAUCGCAGGUGCGCUCGUUGUCUAAACGUAUAUUAUUGUAGCACGGGCCAUCAACGGGAAGAUUGGAAACGUCACAAACGUGAAUGCAAACCCAAGAUUUUAAAAAAAGGGAAUGCACCUUCAAAAGUAGGUGAAUGUGCAAACCACAAUGCCGAAAUUGUGAAUCCUCAACAAAAUAAUGUUACUAGUGACUCCAUCGACAUCAAGGCAUCCGAGACCACUGCUAAAGACGGCAGUGAUGAUGAUAUAAAACGUUUGAGAAAGUCAAAGAAAAUAGGUGGGAAGUCACCUGGCGUAAUAGGUGUUAGUAAACAUAAUUCGCAAAUUUCUGCCGAGAGCGUGAAAAAAAGUGAAAGUGCUAGUGCUACUUCGGAAGGCCAGAAUAAUAAUAGUGUGACUUCUAGUGUAGUGUACACAAAUAGGGACUUAACCAGAGGAAGUGCCAUAACGUACGAAGGUUCUUCAGAACACGAAAUUCUUAGUGAUCCCGCUCAACAGCUGAACACUGAUGACUUUAGUGCAGCCAGCACAAGUAAUGUGUUAAAGUCUGUGAACAGGACAGAAGUGAAAAUGCCUGCGUUACCAAGUCAAGGGACAGAACAUAGUACGAGAAUGAGGGAGUAUCCAGAAGCUUCACUUAGAAACAGUGGAGCUCCAUUCAACCACAUGCCCAACACAUACUACAUGGACCCAAGUGACCCAUGCUAUGAGGUGUGCCACAGGCUAGUGCGGGAUAUGACUCAAUAUGGUGUUUGUGUUUUGGACAAUUUCCUUGGUAGAGAGAAAGGUUUAUUAGUACGUAACGAAGUGAUGGAAAUGUACAGAUUAGGUAUAUUUUCGGCAGGCCAAUUAGUAUCUAAUCCUAAGAGCAAGGACUCUCAGACAGUACGCAGUGAUCUUAUCACAUGGAUCGAUGGCAAGGAAUCAUACUGCCAAUACAUCAAACACUUAAUAACACAGGUGGACAACAUCGUGCUCAGGGCGAACAAGAUGGCCAAUAACGGGAAGAUGGGCGACUACUUCAUCAACGGGCGGACUAAGGCUAUGGUGGCGUGUUACCCGGGUCAUGGCAGCCAUUACGUGAAGCAUGUAGACAACCCAAACAAAGAUGGCCGCUGCAUCACCGCCAUAUACUACCUCAACCUCGACUGGGACGUGCGGCGGUACGGGGGCUUGCUCAGGGUAUUCCCAGAAGGUACGGACCAGGUGGCGGAUAUAGCGCCCAUCUUUGACCGCAUGCUGUUCUUCUGGUCCGACCGAAGAAACCCGCACGAGGUCCAGCCGGCCCAUAGCACUAGAUACGCUAUCACCUUGUGGUACUUCGAUAGUCAAGAGCGGGAGCUGGCGCUGAAGAAAUACAAAGAAGAGCAUGCAUCGUUGCGACAGCAAAUGAAUCAAAGGAAAUGAAGUUGACGGCGUGUCGGUUCAACGUCGACAAGACGCGCGUGGUACCGUGUACCCCCUCGCGAUGACUUGUUGCCAGCGUUCCGUAAGCGUCGUCCAAGUUGAACAAUUAGGAUAUGGCUUUCCCUUGUCUUGAUUGAUGAG